This is a messenger RNA of Branchiostoma belcheri (Belcher's lancelet), 873 nucleotides long. RefSeq names its product low-density lipoprotein receptor-related protein 6-like. The transcript is spliced from 5 exons. The record is from RefSeq and is a predicted model, not a curated record. Bases 10 to 873 code for a protein of 287 amino acids. Lineage: Eukaryota; Metazoa; Chordata; Leptocardii; Amphioxiformes; Branchiostomatidae.
CUUAAGGCUAUGUUUGCUGCUGUGUCGAGGCACGCGUUUCGCCGACUCUCCGCUGUUGAAUUGUCACCGUGUGCAAGAGUUUUCCAGGCCAUGAAGACUGAGUACAGCUCGUCUUCACUCGGGGUGAAGUUACUGUGUCUUCUGAGCGUCUUUCAAGGUACAGGUGCACAGCAGGCCUCAGUGGAGUCGAUUCUUGUUGCUGAUCUCUUAAAUAAAGCAAUCUACAAGGUCGACGCAACGACGGGAUCAAAGGAAACACUUCCGCUUGGCCCCUUGCCCAAUCCCGUCGCAGUGGACUAUGACGCAACUUCCGGUUAUCUCUACUGGACUGACUCGCAAGCUCAUCAAGUACAGAGAGCUUAUCUGAACGGAACUGGGAUGGAGGUCGUAGCCAGUACAAGCACCAUGGUUCCUGACGGCGUUGCCCUUGACAUACCAGGUGGAAACGUGUACUGGACGGACACGAGCCGUGACGCCAUCUCCGUGGCCAGGAUGGACGGGUGGUUCCCCAGGAACGUCCUGACUACAGGACUGGACCAGCCGAGAGCUAUCGCCCUGGAUCCAGCAAACGGGUACAUGUACUGGACAGACUGGGGGGCCCAGGCUAAGAUAGAGCGGGCUGCUAUGGAUGGGACCGGGAGGACAGCACUGGUCACCACAGGGCUACUAUGGCCAAACGGACUCACUAUAGACCAGUCCGCCCAGCGUCUUUACUGGUGCGAUGCGAGAACCUACAAGAUCGAGAGCUCAGACUUGAACGGCUACGAUCGGCAACAGUUCUACUGGAAUUUUGGGUUCCAUUUCUUCGGCAUUGCUGUGGAUGAUACACACGUUUACUGGACAGCAUGGACCUUUUCCAGUGUAGUUAGGUAA